Molecule: messenger RNA, 1113 nt
Organism: Mycetomoellerius zeteki
Lineage: Eukaryota; Metazoa; Arthropoda; Insecta; Hymenoptera; Formicidae
Exons: 6
Coding region: 1-1113 (370 amino acids)
Biological process (GO): chemosensory behavior; sensory perception of taste; male courtship behavior
Cellular component (GO): dendrite; membrane; neuronal cell body
Source: RefSeq, a predicted model, not a curated record
AUGGUUACUUUACGACUAACAGACGACAAAAUGGAUAUGCUGUACAUGAACUGCGUUUGUGUAUUAAAAACCUGUUUCGAAGACAUUAAUAACAAUCUUCAACACAUGCAAGAACUCAUAGUAAACAGUGAACCACACGUUCCUAUGUUGUCUUAUUACAAACAAAGAAAUCCAUUCUUGAUAGCGAAGCUUAAGAUUCUGAAAAAACAAUAUAUGAUGAUCAGCAAUACAGUACAGAUGCUGAAUACGAUCUUCAGUGUGCAACUACUUGCUUCAAUGAUCAUAACUUUUUGUCAAAUCAGUCUAAAUCUGUAUGUCUAUCUGAUCCAGUGGCAUGAUGGAUUGGUCAUCAAUUUGAAUGGACAGGUUGUGUUAAUUGUGUGGGCUUGCGAGACCGGCAAAAAUCAGGCUCAAGAGAUCCGCAUUACAAUUCACGACGUCCUUAACAGAGCCAAAGAUGAGCAAAUCAAAGAUGAGGAUAUUAAUAGCAAUCUUCAACAUAUGCAAGAACUCAUAGUAAACAGUGAACCAUGUGCCCCUAUGUUGUUUUGUUAUGAACAAAGAAAUCCAUUCUUAAUAAUGAAGCUUAAGAUUCUGAAAAAACAACAUAUGAUGAUCAGCAAUACAGUACAGAUGCUCAAUAGGAUCUUCAGUGUGCAACUACUUGCUUCGAUGAUCUUAACUUUUUGUCAAAUCAGUCUACAUAUGUAUAUCUAUCUAAUCGAGUGGCAUGAUGGGUUGUUGGUCAUCAGUUUGAAUGGACGAGCUGGUGAAUUGAUCCUAUUAACUAUGAUUUAUUACAUAAUAAAAUGGGCGUUAAUUGCGUGGGCCUGCGAGACUUGCAAGAAUCAGGCUCAAGAGAUCCGCACUACAAUUCACGACGUUCUCAACAGCGCCAAAGAUGAGCAAAUCAAAGAUGAGCUGCAGUCCUUUUCCUUGCAAAUAUUACAUCGCAAAAAUAUAUUUUCCUCCAAAGGUUUCACUAUAGAUGCGACGUUUCUCACUACAAUGGUGGGUACUAUUACCACAUAUACAUUAAUUUUGUUACAAUUCUUGAUCAUUUCCCAUUCUUGCGAUGAAAAUUCUACAAUCAAUAUUACAAGAAUAAUGUAA